This is a messenger RNA of Carya illinoinensis, 2393 nucleotides long. RefSeq lists its product as uncharacterized. Bases 1762 to 2262 code for a protein of 166 amino acids. The record is from RefSeq and is a predicted model, not a curated record. Lineage: Eukaryota; Viridiplantae; Streptophyta; Magnoliopsida; Fagales; Juglandaceae. The transcript has 2 exons. Gene Ontology annotation, molecular function: zinc ion binding.
UCUCUCUCUCUCUCUCUCUCUCUCUCUCUCUCUCUCUCUCUCUCUCUCUCUCUCUCUCUCUCUCUCUCUCUCCUGCUUUAUGUUAUGUUAUUCGAACAAUCGUUUCUAUCGGCUUUCCAAUUCCAUCUAACUUUAUUUGUGAUUCUAUGGGUAAGUUUUUAGUAAGUUAGAAACAUAUUAGUUCUUAUGUUGUGGAUGAUUCCAUAGAACUGGUCAUGUUACAUAAUAAAAAAAGCAAGCAUUGAUUGCAUAAAAUCCAACAUUGAAAGAAUAUAUGGCAUGGAUACCAAGGUCAGUUUUCCACAUGCUUGGAAGACUUGCUUUAUUUAUCUGUCACUCUGACCUUUAGAGUUCAUACAGUAAUUAUAGAAGAUCUAAACCCUUUUUCCCCUUACCACAACAAUUCCACUAGGUCCCUCUUGGAAGCUGUAAAUUAAGCAGGAGAUAAAUUAUUUAUAUGUUUGUUUGUUUUCAAUCACCGACUCCUUGCUUUAUUAUCUCUACGAACUGAGGAGCAUUUUGGUUUACUCCUACCGGGGCAAAUAUUGUAGCCAGCAUAUUGUUGAGCUUGGAUUUGCUCGAUUCUGUGUUUCCUGGAGUUGGAUAUAUAUACAAGAUCAGAUUUACAUGGUUUGUUGUGAGUUCAAGUGAUUGAAAUUUGCUAAUAAGAUCUAUCAUAAAAGGUGCAUAAGCCUGUGCACUUUCCUCUUGAAUUGGUGUUGGGUCUUGACCUGCUGGUUUCUCCAUCUAAUGAGAUGAUGCACCAAAUGUCAUUAUUUUAGACAUAUUCUCCUCUGCCAUUGUUUGUUUUUGGAGGAUGAAAUUAUUGCCUUCUGCAUGAUGUUGUUAUUUUUCAUGAAGCAAGUUCUUGGUAUUAUCUAGCUCCUCUGCCUGCUGAAUAAUGUGGUCUGUCAUUGUGGAUAAAUCUUUGUACAGUUCAUUUAUAAAGGUUAUUGGUGGUUAGUAUGUUAGGAUCAGUACUGCACAGUUAGAACAAUAAUGGCAGUUAUUGACUAAGUCGCUGUUGUGGUUCUCAUCCAGUUACCUUGGCUGUUGGUAAUCUGCCAUUGGACAAUUUCUCUUUUAUGAUGAAUUAGAUAUAUAGAGUUUUAUAAGUUUGUAAUGUAAUUAUUUCAAAUGUGACAAAAGAUAAACUUUGUUACUAUGCAACCACUCUUGCCCCUAAGGAAACAAAUCUUAACUGUUCUAUUGUUAGUGUUAUAAAACCUCUCUGUUUUAUAGUUAUAAAAAGGCCAAGAUUUUUUGUUAGUCAAGAAAUCCUCUGUUUGAACAAAUAUAAAUGAACUUCUUUCUUGAAACAACAAAAAUAACCUCUGUUUCUUGACUCACAAACAGAAUGCUCAUGUGUAUCAAUAGUCUCAUAUUAAUAUCAACUCUUUUUCAACAUAUCAACAGUAUACCAACUCAGAUUUUCCAGUUUUGUGUAUUUUUACAGAAUAAAAGUUAAGAUUUAUUUUUUCAUGCGGAUUGAUUGUAUUCCACUGGAAAUGAUAUUCCACUUGAUUGUAUUCCACUUGUUAAGACUUGGUGGUAAUAUUGGAAUUGAUUUGUCGGUAGAUUUUGUUGGAUCUAAUGCAUUCUUAGGGUUGAUCAGCUGGAAAACUUUUGACUAAUACAUCAUGAUGAGCUAGUUUUCUGAUAAACCAACUAGUUAAAUCAUUACAAAACCUCAACAUAAAUCAGUAGAUGGAAUCAUCAAUUUCAUUUCUGGAUCUGUAUACUCCAUAGUUACUUGGGAACAUGUUGAGUAAAGAGAAGGUAUCAUCGUCGAUUUCCUCAUCUUCUAUUGUUAAUCGCACAUUGGAAAACAACCCAAUGUGCACCUGUGGAUCACCUGCUUCACUUAGAACAUCAAAUACCCGGCGAAAUCCGGGGCGAGCAUUCUUUGGGUGUUCAAACUACAAUAUGAAGGGGUUACCACAUUACAACUUUUUUAAAUGGGCAGAUAGCAGUCAGGAAAGAGAACAAGAACUUGUGAAAAUUGAUAUUAAGCUGUUAAGGAAGCAGGAUGAGCUUCAGAAAACACAAGAGGAGUUUCAAAAAACACGAGAAGAGCUUCGAAAAUUAGAGGAAGAGGUUCGAAAAACUAUGGAAGAAGUUCGACAUUGGAUGGAAGAGGUUCGUAAAAGAGAGGGCGAAAUUGUCAAGAUGGAGUUGGAACUUCGGCAUCAACGCAUACAUAUUCGUAUAUGUUGGGCAAUUUUAAUAUUACUCUAUUUGUUUUACGUACGAUCAUAUUGACAACCCACUACUCGGGAUUUUAGUGUGCUUUUUAUGAACACUUGGUGAUGUAAUAUAGUAGUAGUUAUGGAAAUGCCUAUAAUUUUGUGGGAAAUAUAUGUACAUUAUCAAGGAACUUGUGGGACGACACU